Messenger RNA from Strigops habroptila (Kakapo), 2836 nucleotides. It is a transcript of the gene AGBL2, whose product is annotated as ATP/GTP binding protein like 2. The transcript is spliced from 12 exons. Gene Ontology annotation, molecular function: zinc ion binding; metallocarboxypeptidase activity. Lineage: Eukaryota; Metazoa; Chordata; Aves; Psittaciformes; Psittacidae. Bases 120 to 2477 code for a protein of 785 amino acids. Gene Ontology annotation, biological process: proteolysis. The record is from RefSeq and is a predicted model, not a curated record.
GGAACACUAAAUCCCUCUGGCUCCUGUCCCAGCACCUCCCAGUUCUCUCCCAGCGCCUCCGGUCGCUCAGCGACCGCGUCCCCGCUCCCGGCACUGCCGGCACCGGAGCUCUUGCCACGAUGCAGCCUGAGGAGGGGGCUCCAGGGGGGUUUGGUGGGGGGGGGCUGCUCCCUGACCCCUAUGACAGCUUCAUGCGUCACCACUUGAGCUACUACGGCUACUUCCAAGGCCACAAGACGGGUGCACAGAAGAGCCCCGUGACCUCAGGGGACCCCACGGAGCAGCGUCCCACCGAGGUGCCCAGCAUGGGCAGCACCAAUCCUGGCCACCGGCGCGGUCCUGGGCAGGAGCUGAGCCGUCCUCCUGCAGCCCCCCAGGCACUGGAGCGAGCCCCCGGCCGGGGCACACGGGUCCCCUCAGCACAGCACCGGGGGACCCUGGGGGACUCUCGGGGUCUCUUUGCUGUGCCCUCACUGGGGGGGCCCCUGCCCGCUCCCCGCUGGCCUGUGGAGUGUGAAGUCAUCCAGGAGCCCAUCGAGCACAUCGAGUGGGUCCCCCCUGAACCGGAGCCCUUCUGCCAGCCCACGGGCAUGGAGCAGGCCCCGGCCACCCUUGGCGAGGAGCAGGGCACCGUCGUCUACCACUGCAACCCAGUGCCCCAAGGCUCCUGCUUCACCCGUGCCCGCGUUGGGGGGGCCCCAGGGCCCCUCUCCUCGGCAGCAGCCCCCUUGGAGGGUCCCCAGGACACGACGCUGCUCUUUGAGUCCCGCUUUGAGAGCGGCAACCUGCAGAGAGCCGUCAAGGUGGGUCCCUACGAGUACAUGCUGUGGCUGCGGCCGGACCUCUUCACCACCAAACACACCCAAUGGUUCUACUUCCGCGUCCAAAACACCCGCCGGGCCCCUCCGUACCGCUUCACCAUCGCCAACCUGGCCAAAGCCAAGAGCCUCUAUGGCGAGGGCAUGAGGCCGCUGCUCUACUCCCAGCGGGACGCCCAGAGCCGCGGCAUCGGCUGGCGCCGCGUCGGCACCGACGUCCGCUACUACCGCGGUGGUGGCGACAGCGACGAGGGUCCAACCACCUUCCACCUCUCCUGGAGCAUGCGCUUCCCCCACGACAGCGACACGUGCUUCUUCGCCCACUCCUACCCCUACACCUACACGGAGCUGCAGCGCUACCUGCGGGCGCUGGCGGGCGACCCGGUGCGGUCGCGGUACUGCGCGGUGCGGGCGCUGUGCCACAGCCUGGCCGGGAACCCCGUGUACGUGCUGACCAUCACCAGCACCUGCAGCACGGCGCCCAAGCGCGCCGUGGUGCUGAGCGCCCGCGCGCACCCCGGCGAGAGCGGCGGCUCCUGGGCCAUGCGCGGCUGCCUCGACUUCCUCCUCAGCGCCCGCGCCGACGCGCGGCUCCUGCGGCACCUCUUCGUCUUCAAGGUGGUGCCGAUGCUCAACCCCGAUGGGGUGGUGGUGGGUAAUUCCCGCUGCUCCCUGUCCGGCCGGGAUCCCAACAGGGCCUAUGCAACGGCGAUGCCCAGAGCCUUCCCUGCAGUGUGGCACCUGCGGGCUAUGGUGGAGAGGGUGCUGGCGGAGCGGGAGGUGGUGCUGUACUGCGACUUCCAUGGGCACAGCCGGAAGAACAACGUCUUCAUGUAUGGCUGUGAUGGCAGCGGGGCCAGCGCCAAGCUGCGGCUGCACCAGCGCGUCUUCCCCUUCAUGUUCAGCAAGAACGCCCCUGACAAGUUCUCCUUCCCCAGCUGCAAGUUCAAGGUGCAGAAGAGCAAGCUGGGGACAGGCCGGGUUGUGAUGUGGCGCUUGGGGGUCUCCAACAGCUACACCAUGGAGGCGGCUUUCGGCGGCUCCACGCUGGGCGGGAGGCGCUCACACUUCACCGUGCAGGACCUCACGGCGCUGGGCUCCCACCUCUGCGACACCCUCCUCGACUUCUGCGACCCGGACCCGGCCAAGUUCCAGCAGUGCCUGUCCGAGGUGGACGCGCUGCUGCGGCAGCGGCUGGGCCGUGAUCCGGGCGCUGGUGGCAGCUGGAGCGACGUGUCCCCCUCCGAGCUUGAGUCCAGCACCAGCGGUUCCGAUAGCUCCGUGUCUGACGCGCUGCCGGUCCAGCCGCAGCCGCCGCGGAGGAAGCAGCUGCGGAGCCGGAGGGCGAGGGACGCCGUGCGCCGGAGGAGCGCUGCCCCGCCGAGCCGGGCCCCCACCCGCGCCGCAGGGACCCGCGGCCGCGGCGCUGCUGCCUCCGCCGCUGCCGGCCCGGCCCGUGCCCCGCGGGCCAGGCUGCAGGGCUCCCGGCAGCCGCGUCCCCCGAGCAGCGCGGCUGGAGCCCAGCCUGGGCCCGGCUCCGGUGGCGGCGGCGGGGCCGGCACGGCGGGGGCUCGGCCGGACCAAGCCACAAGCGCGGCGCCGGGCUCCGUUCGGCCCCGCCGCGCCGCCCCGCGCUGCUGCGCCUGUGCUCGGCAUUAAAGCGGUGCCACGGCCGGGACCGCGUGUGGCGGCGCCUCCUUCACCCGCGGGCACCGGGCCCCGCCGCCACGCCGGGCCCGCAGGCCCCGCUGCCAUGGCGGUCCCGUUGCCAUGGCGACCCCUCAGACCCCGUUAUCAUGGCGGCCCCGUUGCCAUGACGACCCCCCUAGGCCCCGUAGCCAUGGCGACCAGUCAGGCCCCCCCCAGGCCCCGUAGCCAUGGCGACUCCUGAGCCCCCGUUGCCACGGCGGCCCCUCAGGCCCCGUUAUCAUGGCGGCCCCGUUGCCAUGACGGCCCCGUUGCCAUGACGACCCCUCAGACCUCCCCCCCGGCCCCGUUGCCAUGGCGAUCCUUCAGGC